Molecule: messenger RNA, 7467 nt
Organism: Antechinus flavipes (yellow-footed antechinus)
Lineage: Eukaryota; Metazoa; Chordata; Mammalia; Dasyuromorphia; Dasyuridae
Gene: KIF5C
Product: kinesin family member 5C
Exons: 26
Coding region: 442-3312 (956 amino acids)
Biological process (GO): microtubule-based movement
Molecular function (GO): microtubule motor activity; microtubule binding; ATP binding
Source: RefSeq, a predicted model, not a curated record
GGAAGGUAGUUGGUGCUGAUGCAGGAUGGCAGCGCCCGUAGGAGCCUCUGAGAUCUGAGAGGAGCAGAGACUCUGGGUGCCCUUUGGAGACAUCCCCUCCCUCACUUGCAGUAGCCUCCCCAGGCCUGCAGUACCAGAGAGGGAGGGAAAGGGGACUGGGGAGGGGGGAGAAGGGGCAGAUUUGUCGCCUGGCCCGGGGGUUGGGGCAGGAGGGGUUGAAUGCAUUGCUCUGUUUCCAUUUCUCGGGAACUGCCAAGCCUGAAGAGUUCGCAAUGACCUGCUAAAAAGUACGCGCGCUGGACCCCGUCGGGCCGCACUGGGACGUGGCUCGGUUGCUGGCCGGAUAUUUCCCACCCCUAGCUCCAGUGACCCUCUUGUCCCCCCUACCCCACCCACCCCAUCCCCCCUGCCAGCCCUUGCCCUCGCCCACAGCCGGCUGAGAUGGCGGACCCCUCUGAAUGCAGCAUCAAAGUGAUGUGCCGGUUCCGGCCUCUGAAUGAAGCGGAGAUCCUCAGAGGGGACAAAUUCAUCCCCAAAUUUAAAGGAGAUGAGACGGUGGUCAUAGGGCAAAGCAAGCCCUAUGUCUUUGACAGAGUGCUACCACCCAACACAAGCCAAGAACAGGUUUACAAUGCUUGUGCUAAGCAGAUCGUUAAAGAUGUACUGGAAGGUUACAAUGGGACUAUUUUUGCAUAUGGACAAACUUCUUCAGGAAAAACCCAUACCAUGGAGGGGAAGCUCCAUGACCAUCAACUUAUGGGAAUCAUCCCAAGAAUUGCACAUGAUAUCUUUGAUCACAUUUACUCUAUGGAUGAAAAUCUGGAGUUUCAUAUCAAGGUUUCCUAUUUUGAGAUCUACUUGGACAAAAUAAGAGAUUUACUUGAUGUAUCCAAGACAAACCUGGCUGUACAUGAAGAUAAAAACAGAGUCCCAUAUGUAAAGGGUUGCACAGAACGAUUUGUCUCAAGCCCUGAAGAAGUAAUGGAUGUCAUUGAUGAAGGAAAGGCAAAUCGCCAUGUUGCUGUGACAAACAUGAAUGAGCACAGCUCUAGGAGUCACAGCAUCUUCCUGAUCAAUAUUAAACAAGAAAAUGUAGAGACUGAAAAAAAACUCAGUGGAAAGCUUUAUCUGGUUGACUUAGCCGGGAGUGAAAAGGUCAGCAAAACUGGAGCAGAGGGAGCAGUUCUUGAUGAAGCUAAAAAUAUCAAUAAGUCUUUGUCUGCUCUGGGCAAUGUGAUCUCUGCCUUGGCAGAGGGAACAAAAACUCAUGUACCAUAUCGAGAUAGUAAAAUGACUCGGAUCCUUCAAGAUUCUCUGGGAGGAAACUGCAGAACCACCAUUGUUAUUUGCUGUUCUCCUUCUAUUUUCAAUGAAGCUGAAACCAAGUCCACAUUGAUGUUUGGACAAAGAGCCAAGACCAUCAAGAAUACAGUCUCUGUGAAUCUAGAACUAACUGCUGAAGAAUGGAAGAAGAAGUAUGAAAAAGAAAAAGACAAAAACAAGAGCUUGAAGAAUGUUAUCCAGCAUCUGGAAAUGGAACUGAACAGAUGGAGAAAUGGGGAAGCUGUGCCUGAGGAUGAACAGAUCAGUGCUAAAGACCAGAAGAAUCUGGAACCCUGUGACAAUACACCCAUCAUAGACAACAUGACCCCUGUUGUCUCUAGCAUCUCCACAGAAGAGAAACAGAAGUAUGAUGAGGAGAUAACCUGCUUAUAUAGACAGUUGGAUGAUAAGGAUGAUGAAAUUAACCAGCAGAGCCAGCUGGCUGAAAAAUUAAAGCAGCAGAUGUUGGAUCAGGAUGAGCUUUUAGCUUCUACAAGAAGAGACUAUGAGAAGAUCCAAGAGGAGCUGACUCGUCUCCAGAUUGAGAACGAGGCUGCCAAGGAUGAGGUGAAAGAGGUUCUUCAAGCCCUAGAGGAACUAGCUGUCAAUUAUGACCAGAAGUCACAGGAAGUGGAGGACAAGACCCGAGCCAAUGAACAGCUGACUGAUGAGCUAGCCCAGAAAACGACUACCUUGAGUGCUACACAAAGAGAGCUGAAUCAGUUGCAGGAGCUGAGUAAUCACCAGAAAAAACGUGCCACAGAAAUCCUGAAUUUACUGUUGAAGGACCUGGGGGAGAUUGGUGGAAUCAUUGGCACCAAUGAUGUGAAGACAUUAGCAGAUGUAAAUGGAGUGAUUGAGGAGGAGUUUACCAUGGCCCGGCUGUACAUCAGUAAGAUGAAGUCUGAAGUGAAAUCUCUAGUGAACCGGAGUAAACAGCUGGAAAGUACACAGAUUGAUUCUAACCGGAAGAUGAAUGCCAGUGAGCGGGAGCUUGCAGCCUGCCAGCUGCUAAUCUCACAGCAUGAAGCAAAAAUCAAGUCUCUAACAGAUUACAUGCAAAAUAUGGAGCAAAAGAGGAGACAGUUGGAAGAGUCCCAGGAUUCAUUGAGUGAAGAACUGGCUAAACUCCGUGCCCAAGAAAAAAUGCAUGAAGUCAGCUUCCAGGAUAAAGAAAAAGAACACUUGACCCGGCUUCAGGAUGCAGAGGAAAUGAAGAAAGCUUUGGAGCAACAGAUGGAGAGCCAUAGGGAAGCCCACCAGAAGCAGCUGUCCAGACUUCGAGAUGAGAUUGAAGAGAAGCAGAAAAUCAUUGAUGAGAUUCGGGAUUUGAACCAGAAACUACAACUGGAACAAGAGAAACUGAGUUGUGAUUAUGACAAAUUGAAAAUAGAGGACCAGGAGAGAGAGAUGAAAUUGGAAAAACUCAUAUUGCUCAAUGAUAAAAGGGAACAAGCAAGAGAAGAUCUCAAAGGAUUAGAGGAAACUGUGUCUAGAGAACUGCAGACUCUUCAUAACCUUCGUAAACUCUUUGUCCAGGAUCUUACCACCAGAGUUAAAAAAAGUGUUGAACUGGACAGUGAUGAUGGAGGGGGAAGUGCUGCCCAGAAGCAGAAAAUUUCCUUUCUUGAGAACAACUUGGAACAACUUACUAAGGUUCAUAAACAGCUGGUUCGUGAUAAUGCAGAUCUUCGUUGUGAGCUUCCUAAGCUGGAGAAAAGACUUCGUGCUACGGCGGAGCGAGUCAAGGCACUGGAGAGUGCACUGAAGGAAGCCAAGGAGAAUGCCAUGCGUGACCGCAAGCGGUACCAACAAGAGGUAGACCGCAUCAAAGAGGCUGUGAGAGCCAAGAACAUGGCAAGAAGAGCACAUUCUGCUCAGAUUGCCAAACCAAUCCGUCCAGGCCAUUACCCUGCAUCCUCUCCAACAGCUGUACAUGCCAUUCGAGGAGGAGGAGGUGGCGGGUCUUCUGCCUACUACCAGAAAUAAAAAUAAAAAUAAAAAAAAAAAAUGUGACUUCACUUAGCAUGUCAAAGACUGCAUUUACUCACCAAUUCCUUUUUUCUCCCACAUGAUCUCCAUUUUCUUUUAUACACGCUUCCUCCAGCCAUCUGCAGUACAUCAAUUUCAGGUAUUUUGAACUGUGUAGAAUCUCUAUGUGUACAGAAGUGUGUUUGGACUCAUCCUUCCCUCAGAAACCUGAACAAUGUAUUUACCAUCUCCACCUAGAUGACAGCAGACGGUUCACUACUUAGAAUCUCUACCACUGACUCAUGGCGCUGGCUACCUUAUUUAUAGGCUUCUUUGCUGGCACCAAGCCUUUCAGCAGUACUCUCAUGCCUGUAAAUCCCACUUCUCUGUAUCCGAGGUAACACUGCAAUAGCCAAGCGCCAGAUAAAGCAGGUGAUUGUGUUCCAUCAUGACUGUCUGGUUUCCUGUAUAAUAAACAUAUUACUUUAUAUUUUUAGGGGAUGAAAAAAUGUGCUGCUAUAUGGUUUAAAAUUUUAAUUCUGAACACUUUUCGGAAAUGAAUUUCCCCAAAGAGGCAUUUUUAAUAUCUUGGUGAAAUCUUUGGAUCUGUAUAAUAAACCCUUUGGUAUGGUACUUGUUAAAAGAUGAAGCCAAUUUAUUCAUAAUUCAGAAAAAAAAGCCAUCUGUUAGUAGAGAUCUAGAUUUUGGUCACACAAACACAUCUAUGUAAAUGGAAAGUCAUAGCAUUCAUGUCUGAUCUGCUUGCAAUUGUACCUGAAGUGAAUGGCCCCUCCUAAUGGAAUGACCAGUCUGAUUCACCUGUCAGUCCAUCAAAAGUAUUUAAAAUGCUACAAAAUCUGACCAAUGGAAAUGGAAAAUUUUGUUCCCCAGCCCCUAGGCCUUUCCCCACAAUCUGUUCUACAGAGAAGUGGAAUUAAAAGAUUCCUGCUCUCUUUAAGGAAGAUUUUGGAGAAGAUGUUCUUGAACAAAUUCAGGAACAUCACAAGAAGUUGGAAAAGAAAGAUUAAAAUGGAAAAAUCUUCAUAGCUGACUGUAAAUGCGUAAUUCUGUAUAGGUAUUCUGUAUAGAUAUUCUGUUGUCCUAAUUCAUUUAUUUAGUCCAAGGUUCUUUUUGGUAGUUUUUUCUUUUGGUACCAGAUAGAUUUGAUAUUUCCUUCUUAGUAGAUGACAAUGGAAGAAAUUUGUAUAAAUGGGGUUUAGAGAAGGCAAAGUUUGUAAGUGCUUGUUGCUGCCUUGGAUUCACACCUAUAAACCCUUAAUUCCACAUGUGUAGAUUAAAAUGUGACGUGGCCAAACAAAGUUUCAUUAACCUGUUCUGCUCUUCCCCUUUUCCUCCUCCUACACACACACACACACACACACACACACACACACACACACACACGUUACUCUUGCUUGCUGCAAUUUUUUUGUGACAAAUUUGCUACUAAAUCCAACAAUUAGCUAUUGUGUUUUGUAUGUGAUCCAUUUUAGGAUAUGUUUGUACCAGCCAGUAAUAGUUCAAGAUGGACCUGGAACAAGGUAGUAUGCUUAUGCUAUCAGCCACAAGCUUUGCAAAUCAACCUUGUUAUUCCUGGCUACAAUCACCAGUAGAAUAAAAUUGAUGUCAUCAGUGUUGGUGUGUGUAGGCAGAUGGUUGGGAACAGCUAGAUGUGUGUUUCUGCACAUGUCUAGUUGUAGACAUAUGUAUAAGCAUCUAGAGAACAAGCUGAAAGAUUGUGGAUUGGCUUCAAACCCUCCAGCUAUUUAGCUUAGAUCUAUCCAAGCUUUUUUCCUUAAAGAUUGUCUAGCCUAGCAUCUUUUAUAUGCUUCCUAUUCAUUGGGUAAGUGUUACGGAAAAAAAUGUUGAUGGGGACAGAGGAGUGAGAGGAAAGAGUAAGUUGGGAGAUAGACAAUUCUGGUAUUUAUUUAAUGAAGUUCAUCACUUUGCAUUGUUUCAUUUCCCCCCAUUUCCUGCAUGUUUUCUUGAAGGUACACACUGUUAGAAAAAAGGACUGUCAGACUGACAUUUAUAGUUUUCUAAAGGGGCCAGUCUAGGGUAAAUUGCCGCCUUAUCACUUAGUUACAUGUGGCUAAAAUGUGUAUUAGCAACAAGGUACCAAGUUGCCUCUGAUUUUUCUACCCUAAAACAUCAGUCCUAGAGAAGAAUGCCAAUUAAUGAAUUGCCAUAAUGUCAUUGUACAUGAUGUAUGUUGUAUUAUUUUUUAUGCACUAAUUUUGUGUAAAUGGGCAGAGGCCAGUAAUUUGGGGUCUCAGUUGUUUAUUAGUAUACAUUAUGAAUCCAUUAAAAGGUUUUAAUUUGAAAAAAUGCAGGCCUAGGGAAGUGAUGAAAAUACUUCCAUUAAAAAUGUUUUUUUCAUCAAUACAUGAAUGCAAGUUAUUUGAUAUUAAAAGGAGAGCCCACAAAGCUAUUUUAUUCAUAAGAAAAGUUGGUUUUGAUAUCUCAUGAAGAUAAUUCUGCUAGAUGCUGAUCAGCCAGUCAGUUCACCUAGCUUACAUUUUAUGAGACCUCCAAACUAACUUUUAUAUUGUGACACUAAGAUAACUUUGUGUUUCUGAAAUGCUGAAAGCAAAUUGAUUAAAUUUCACAUUUAAAUCUAGGCCUUGUGCAUUAAACUUAAAUUUAUGUAAUAACUUACUUGUCUUAAUAGCUUUAGUAACAAAUGCUCUGCAAGUUUUGUUUCCUUCUUAUUGAAGGAAACAUCUCAGUUUUAAAUUUCAGAAUUUGCUUGAAUAUUUUGUAUUUUGCUGCUUUAAAUUUGUACACAAAUGUAAACCACAUCUCUGCUCUUUGGAUUUUACAGUUGUCUUUUGAGGUUUUAUACAGUUUUAAGCUAAUAUGUUCCUCUUCUUUUUUCCUGUGAAUAAUUUUAUAAUUCAUUCCAUUUCUUGAGAGUUUUGGUAUUAGAAGGGGAUAGUCAAGUAGUUUAAAUAAAUGCAAUCUACUUUCAAAUGAAAAACCUAACAUACAGGACAAUUGUUUGCUAAAUUAUAAGUGUCAUUUUAGACUUGAAGAUUUAUGGUUGGGGGAAAAAAUCUUGUUUAAUGCCAAAUGUGUUUAGCUGCUCAGUUACUAUAGAAUUCUGUACAAAUGUAUUUCUUCAAAUUACUAUUUAUUAUUUUAGUUUUGUUGAAUGACGGAAUGCUUAGUAGUCUGAGAAAGGAGGAUUAUUAAAAACUUUUAAAGGUAAAUAUAUGCUAAAUUGGGUGUGUGUAUGUGAGGGGAAUCCACUAGGAUAUAUGGUAAUUUGGGGGGACAAGUGAGGAGAUAAAGUCUACCUAGAAUAGAUUAAGAUGGCCACUGGGCUUUCCUCUGCUUCCAAAAAAAAAAAAAAAAAAAAAAAACCCCAACCCUAAAGAUAAUGAUCACUGAAUGUAGUCUCUCUUCAAGGAUAGGAUAAAUAAGUAUAGUGUGGAGAUGAGAAUGAAACUCUUUUUUCCUAUCAGGAAAAUGAAAAUAACUGAAAAUUCAGAUUGCCAUUUCUGGAUUCCAUUUGUGUGAAGAUAAUAGAUAUUCAAAAGUCUAAAGUGAAAACAUUUUGGGGAACUACUUCAUAGAUGAGGAGGAAAAUAAUUACUUUUUAUAUUCUUAAUCUGGGUAUUUCAGUCAUCUUAUAAGAGUCUUCUUAAUCUCCAAUUACUUCACAUAGUGUUAACAAUUUGGAUAUUAAAAAUGUAUUGGAUGGGGGCCAAAUAACCAUAGAAGGAAGCCACAAUCCAUAAAAUUUCUCUCUUACUCAUAAAAAAAAAUGUGUAUCAAUUUUAAAUACUUUUCAGUGUGGGCAGAUAAUGGGGGAAUGUGGCAUUCUGUAGAAUUAUACAUGUCUAGUUUGUAAAGUGUGUAAUGUGUACUGCAGAUGUGUAUUCUUUGGGCUCUAUGUAUCUGUACAAUAGCUUUCAUUUUAGGAAAAAAUGUGGAAAGACUUUUUGGGUGGUACAAGGGGGAAAAUGAUCAUCUGCAUCAAAUAAUGAUGCUCUAAUAUAUUAAAUCUAACAGAAGAUCAGAAAAUAACCCUUCCCUGCCUCAUGGAUGAGUUUUGUUUAUCUUUUAGGUCCUAAGAUGCUAUUCAAGAUGUAUGGAUACACUGGCAGACUGCAUGAUGUAUAAUUUGAAAAAUGUUAAAAGUGGAAAAUAAAAUUGAAUUAAAAUUUA